This is a messenger RNA of Lemur catta (Ring-tailed lemur), 4608 nucleotides long. It is a transcript of the gene LARP1B, whose product is annotated as La ribonucleoprotein 1B. NCBI's taxonomy places the organism in Eukaryota, Metazoa, Chordata, Mammalia, Primates, Lemuridae. Gene Ontology annotation, molecular function: RNA cap binding. The record is from RefSeq and is a predicted model, not a curated record. Gene Ontology annotation, cellular component: cytosol; cytoplasmic stress granule. Gene Ontology annotation, biological process: mRNA stabilization; positive regulation of translation.
CGCGUGUUGGCGGGCUUGGGGCGUGCGCUGCCAAGGAGGACCGGGCCGGCAGGCGGUUAGCGUCCCGUUCGACGCGGGGAGGGGCGGCACGCCGGGCGCUGCACAGCCUCGGCGGGGCGACGGUGGCGGCGACGGCGGCCGGGCUCUCCGGUUCUCUGCCCCAGUCCGGAGCCAGUAGGUGCCCCGGCGGAGAGACGGGCAGCCGGGCUCCCUGGCCCCGGGGCCUCCCCGGCUGGGGCGGCUGGGGCAAGGGGGCGAUGUCUGCUCGUGCCCCGGUGCCCGCCGCUCACUCUCGGGAGGAUCCGCCCACGGUGAAUGCUGAGAGGGAGUCGCCGUCGGGCGCGGCGAGCCGGCAGGCCGAGCAGCCGCCCGCGCCCGAACGAGAGGGCAAGGAGGCUGCGAGGGAAGAGAGGGCCGCGGCCGCCACCAGGGCUGGGGCGUGGGGAGAGCCAUCGCCGGCGCUGGUGCUGGGACACAGCGUGCCCCAGGCGGCUGUGCCCGUGAGGCCCCUGGCACUGCACCUGGCUCACAAGGCGCGUGGGCCUGGGGGCCCCUUCGGCGGGGAGCGGCCGCCGCCGCCGCCGCCGCCGCCGCGGGAUCUGCCAGCCGAGGACGCCCGGGAGGAGGAGGCUGCGGCUGCUCCUGAGGAAAAGCGGGAGCCGCUGCCGCCUAAGGAAAAUCCCUGGACCAAAAAAGCUCCCCAGCACCUGUCCCCCGCCGGGACGGGCCUGCCGCCGCCCAUUCUGGAAACCAUGGAGGCAGAGCUCAGUUCCCCCAAAAUCAUAAAAGCAGGAAAACUCAAGACAAAGAAAUCCAACAAGGCUAGUGAUUUCAGCGAUAUGGCGAAUUGGCCAACACCGAGUGAAUUAGUGAACUCUGGAUGUCAGAGUGUCAUCAGCCAAGGAAAUAAGAAACUACAAAAUAGAAAAGAAAAAGAAGAGAAGGUUGAAAAGAGAAGUACCAGUGAGAGCAAAGAAAACAGGGAAACAAAAUUAGAUGGUCCUGGUGAAAAUGUCAGUGAGGAUGAGGCUCAGUCGAGUAAUCAACGAAAGAGAGCUAAUAAGCACAAGUGGGUACCACUACACUUAGAUGAUGUAAGACCAGACAGUCAGGAAAGACCUGGAGCCCAGAACAGCUCAAGGUGUCAACCCGAAGCAAAUAAACCAGCACAUAACAAUAGGAGAAAUGAUACACGAAGUUGGAGAAGAGAUAGAGAAAAGAGAGAUGAUCAAGAUGAAGUUUCCAGUGUGAGAAGCGAGGGUGGUAAUAUCCAAGGUUCCUUUAGAGGCCGAGGAAGAGGCCGAGGACGGGGAAGAGGACGAGGCAGAGGAAAUCCUCGAUUGAACUUUGAUUAUUCAUAUGGUUAUCGAGAACAUGGUGAAAGGACUGAUCAACCAUUUCAAACAGAACUUAAUACCAGUAUGAUGUAUUACUAUGAUGAUGGUACAGGCGUACAGGUGUAUCCUGUGGAAGAAGCAUUGCUUAAAGAAUAUAUUAAGCGUCAAAUUGAAUAUUACUUCAGUGUAGAAAACUUGGAACGGGACUUCUUUCUUCGGAGAAAGAUGGAUGAACAAGGUUUCUUGCCUAUUUCCCUGGUUGCUGGUUUUCACCGUGUUCAGGCUCUCACUACAAACCUUAAUCUCAUCUUAGAGGCACUGAAAGAUAGCACAGAAGUAGAAAUUGUGGAUGAGAAAAUGAGAAAAAAGAUAGAACCAGAAAAAUGGCCAAUUCCAGGUCCUCCUCCACCUAAUGUGCCACAAACGGACUUCUCUCAACUGAUUGAUUGUCCAGAGUUUGUACCAGGCCAAGCCUUUUAUUCACAUACAGAGUCUGCCCCAAAUUCUCCAAGAAUUGGAAGCCCAUUGAGCCCAAAGAAAAAUAGUGAAACAAGUAAUCUUCAAGCAAUGUCUAGAGGUUUAUCUACUAGUUUGCCUGACUUGGACUCAGAACCUUGGAUUGAAGUAAAAAAGAGACAUUGUCCAGCCCCAGUGAAAUUAAAGGAAUCAGUGCCUGUACCUGAAGAGGCAUCAAAUCAACUAUGUCCUUCAGAAGAACCAGAACAAGAAGAGCUUGAUUUUUUAUUUGAUGAGGAGAUGGAACAAAUAGAAGGACGAAAAAACACAUUUACUGAUUGGUCUGAUAAUGAUUCAGAUUAUGAAAUUGAUGACCAAGAUUUAAACAAGAUUUUGAUUGUGACUCAGACACCACCUUAUAUGAGAAAACAUCCUGGAGGAGAUCGAACAGGCAACCACAUGUCUCUGGCAAAAAUUACAUCUGAACUUGCUAAAGUUAUCAAUGAUGGCUUAUAUUAUUAUGAACAGGAUCUAUGGAUGGAAGAAGAUGAAAACAAACACACAGCCAUAAAGCAAGAAGUUGAGAACUUUAAGAAGCUAAAUCUCAUUAGUAAAGAGCAAUUUGAAAACCUAACACCUGAACUUCCUUUUGAGCCAAACCAAGAAGUUCCUGUAGCACCUUCACAGUCCAGGCAAGAUUUGACUGAUGAAUUAGCUCAGAAGCUGUUUGGUGUUUCAGAAAUAACUUCAGCAACAAUGGCCCAUUCAUUGCCCACAGCAGUUCCAGAAUCUCCUAGGAUUCAUCCUGCAAGGACACCCAAAACACCUCGAACACCCUGGUUACAAGAUCCUAACAAAACACCAAGAUUUUAUCCUGUUGUUAAAGAACCAAAAGCCAUUGAUGUAAAGAGUCCAAGAAAGAGAAAAACAAGGCAUAGUACAAAUCCCCCUCUAGAGUGUCAUGUUGGUUGGGUAAUGGAUUCCAGAGAUCAUGGGCCAAGAACAUCCUCUGUCAGCAGUUCAAAUGCUUCACCUUCAGAAGGUGCACCACUAAUAGGAGGUUAUGGAUGUACUCCUCAUUCAUUCCCAAAGUUCCAGCAUCCUUCACAUGAACUUUUAAAGGAAAAUGGCUUUACCCAACAAGUGUACCACAAGUAUCGUCGAAGAUGCCUAAGUGAGAGAAAGCGCUUAGGAAUCGGUCAGUCCCAGGAAAUGAAUACCCUCUUUCGUUUCUGGUCCUUUUUCCUCAGAGAUCACUUCAAUAAAAAAAUGUAUGAGGAAUUUAGACAACUUGCUUGGGAAGAUGCAAAAGAAAAUUACAGGUAUGGGUUAGAAUGUCUGUUCAGGUUUUAUAGUUAUGGACUGGAAAAAAAAUUCAGACAAGAAAUUUUUAAGGAUUUCCAAGAAGAAACCAAAAAAGACUAUGAAUCUGGCCAGCUGUAUGGACUAGAAAAGUUUUGGGCUUAUUUGAAAUAUUCUCAAUCUAAAACACAGUCUAUUGACCCGAAACUUCAGGAAUACCUCUGUAGUUUUAAGAAGUUAGAAGACUUUCGUGUUGAUCCCCCUAUUAGUGAGGAAUUUGGAAGAAAAAGACAUUCAUCUACUUCUGGUGAGGAGAGCAACAGACUUCCAUCUAAUUCCUCUACAAAACCACCAAAUGCUGCUAAGCCUACAUCUGCCAGUCAGCUUCAGGUCCCAAUAAACUCUCCCAGAAGGAAUACUUCCCAGGAGUCCAGUGACAAUUCACACCAGAACAGUGCUGCCUCCAUCUCAACAAAUUGUGAAAUGCCUGUGAAAUGGACUCUUAACAAAAGUUGUCUGUCCUUGAAAUCAACAUUUAUGUCAGUAUUUAUUUGAGAAAAAUCUUCUGAUGUUUAAUUGUGAUAAUCAGAAAAAAAGAAAAAUGGAAGAAAAGUGGUAGCAUUUUUUCUAGCAAGAUAAAUUCCAAAAAAUUUUCCCUGAUUUCACAAACAAGGAUAGUUUUGGUGACCUUUUAUAGAGAUCCUCUAGUAAUGUAUUUUGGUCUCCAAUUUCUUUUUCAAAGCCAUUGUUUACAAGAACAGCAUUCCUUAAAUAUAUUAAAAAACAAUAUAAGGAAUGCCUAUCAUUAGCUCAUACUUCUUAAAGAAGAUAUAGUAUGUUGUAUUCAUCUCUUCUAUAGAGCUAUCUUAAAGAAUCCAAUUACCCCACUAUCAAUUCGUAUCUAAGCUUAUUAUAAACAAAGGAAGAUUACGUAUAUAUAUUUUAAGUUCAAAAAAAAAUAUGAAACGAUACAUUUACUUUUUCUUGUAGACAUAGUUUUAAAGGAAUUUUUUUUUUUACAAAAGAACUAUAGAACAAGAUUGUAAUUACAUUGAAGUAUACGCACUUUUGAAGUUAGGUUUUACUUUUUUUUCCCCCUCAAGUCAUACCUCACAAUUUCCACAGUUGUUAUGUUGGUGUGGAAUUUUCUGAAUUAGCGUAAGCUGGUUACAUAUUAAGGAGAGAUUUACUUUUGUGAUUUUAUAUAAACUUGCACAAGUAAUUAAAAACUACAUUGGGAUAGGUUGGAAUAUUGUCCUAAAUAAAUCUUGCACUGUUUUGAAUGCAUCUACUGUUUGUACAUCUGCAAGUAGGUAUGUCACAAGCAGUUAGAUUAUCUUCAAUUUAAAAGGGGUACUUACUUUUUCUUUUUUGUUCUUUUAAUUUUGUUUUAUGCUGAGUGUUUUCAAGAGUUACAGCAAAUUGAUUUCUAAUUUUUAUUGCUAUUCAACAUUGAUGUAAAUGAUAGUUUCAGUUUUUGUGGUAUUUAAAAAAAUAAAGCACUUAUUCUGAA